This is a messenger RNA of Thermothelomyces thermophilus ATCC 42464, 1116 nucleotides long. RefSeq lists its product as uncharacterized. Gene Ontology annotation, molecular function: ATP binding; protein kinase activity. Gene Ontology annotation, biological process: protein phosphorylation. The record is from RefSeq and is a predicted model, not a curated record. Bases 98 to 871 code for a protein of 257 amino acids. The transcript has a single exon. NCBI's taxonomy places the organism in Eukaryota, Fungi, Ascomycota, Sordariomycetes, Sordariales, Chaetomiaceae.
AAACCGACAAAGCUACGAAAUGGUCGCGGGAUCCGUCUGGCGGUGAAGAUUGCUCUCGAAGACCGUACUCCGCCUGCCAUCUCACACAAAGUUCAGCAUGGAGCAUCUACUAGUAUCGACAAGCUCCGAUGCCAGCUAUCGCUCGUCAACGCCUUGUGAGUUCCAUUGUCACUUGAACCGGGCCUGGCCGAUCACGCCUCCUCAGGAUGCGGGGGACGGCGACCUCUUCAGAUGCAUUGUCGAUCACGGCCGAAAUCCGUUCUCCAUCGUUUGGCAGGGAUCUCCGGAGUACCCUGAUCUUAGCAACUUUCCUGCUCUCGACCGCGUUGAAGUCUUCCCGUUACCGCUAAGCCCCGCUCUCGCUGCGAUCUGGAGGAAUUCGGCGCUCCUUGAUUACGGUUCCUACGCGUCCAUCCGAGCCUCGGAGCAUAGUCGCUUUCCCAUUCUUAAGCUCGCCCAUCCGGACACGCAAUCCCUCGAGCUUAUCGAACACGAGUUUAAUAUCCUCACCGAUUUACAGUCGUUAGGCCUGCCGGUUCCAGAGAUCGACACGCAGCCCAUUGUGGACGGCGGGCGCAUCUGCGGCUACCGGAUGAAAGCGUUAAGUAAGCUCAAACAAUACGAGCUACACCAUCGGCAGCACGACAUUCAACGUGUUCUUCUGCGGCUCCACUCUGCUGGAUUCUGCAAUGGGGAUGUGACUCCUAGUAACAUCAUGAAGGACGGUAACGAUCGGAUUAUAUUGAUUGACUUUGGCUUCGCGGGGCGAGUAGGGAGCGCCGUCCCCCCCUUCAUUCCUAACUGGGUAUAUGCCAGUGGCAUCUUCGAGGCGGAAGGCGACUUGAAAGCAUUCAAGAGAUUCAUCAGAUAGCCCCUGAACCUUUAAGGUUUAUGGUCCUUGCACCAUCCCGACCAAAAUGCGAUCGGUACCUCCUCAACGCCCUUACAAUUUGCCGUUCCUUGUUUGCCGCAGGUCUGUAGACUGCCAGCGUUGACAGUGCAGCCGCAGUUGGACCAUUUUCUGACCUCUUGUUUGCACAUGUCGGAACCCGCUGUCGAGGGCUCUUGUCCGAAGCAUGCAAGUCGUUAGCAGACACAUAGUUCAACCAAUACACC